AUGUUAAGGAACCUCAAUGCUAACGAAUACGACAUAGCAUGCAUCCAAGAACCUUUUCUAAACCCUGUCAACCUAGCUAACACAUCAAACCUCAGAGCUUACUGGGAUGUAAUAUACCCCACGGAUCACAACAAUACACCCGACCACACUCAAGUAAUCAUCCUCGUAAAUAAAUGUCUCUUGAAAAACAACUGGCACAUUGUACCAAUUAAAUCACCAAACAUAAUGGCUCUCGAACUCACAGGCCCAUUCGGAAAGGUGUGUAUAUACAACAUAUAU
Molecule: messenger RNA, 279 nt
Organism: Suillus bovinus
Lineage: Eukaryota; Fungi; Basidiomycota; Agaricomycetes; Boletales; Suillaceae
Exons: 1
Source: RefSeq, a predicted model, not a curated record